GAAUUUGGAUGUCCAUUUACUCACAUCAAUUAGGAUUGGAUUCUAUUGGAUAAAAAGAAAAGAGAAUAAUCCAAAUCCAAUUGGGCCGAGCAGGGGAGCGCACGGCCGCGGAUCGCUCUCCCGGCCGCCGCACGGAGCGGAGCUCUCCCGCCACCGCGCUCUCCGGCCAUCGCGCGGAGCUCUCCCGGCCACCGCGGGUCGCUCCCUUCCGCGUCCGCCGCAGCUGCCGCUUGGUCCCACCGCCUCUUCUCUCGUGACGCAACGGUGGUCAACUGAGAGGAUGUCUAAUAGCGAAAGUGUGGCAUUACUUCCUGAAAGUGCUGGUGAAGUUGCACAAACUUCGAAUCGCAGCAGGAAGAGAUCUGCAGUUUGGCAAUAUUUUGAAGAGUUACCUGAUGAAGGAAAGGCAAAAUGCAUCCAUUGCGACUCAAAAUUUGCUUAUCACAAAGGUGAUGAUCUUCAUGUCAGGUGCACAGCUCACAUAUUGAACUUGGUUGUCCAAGAUGGGAUGGAAACCAUACGGAGUGCUGUUGAGCCUGUUAGGGAUGUUAUUAAACAUAUUACAUCAUCUAGCUCCCGGUUGCAAAUUUUCAAUACCAUCCCACAACAAUUAAACCUUAAACCUAAGAGGGGUUUCAAUUUAGAUGUUUCUACAAGAUGGAAUUUUAUGUAUGACAUGCUGGAGGAAGCUCUUGAGUACAAGGAUGCAUUAACCCAUUAUGCUAAUCUGCAAAACAUUCAAGGACCCAACCUUGAACAGUGGAACCUGAUAGAAAGAGUGUGCAGAUUUUGCUGGCUGAUGAUAAUUGCUGCUCACUUUGGUGUAGGAUUAGUGAUACUCUAAGUUGUAGUACUGUGUUGGCGAUGGCUGCAGGUCGUUGGGUGUCCAAUGGAUUCUCUAGGCAUAAUGGUAAUUUUCUCCCCUAGAAUCAAUCUUCAGUUUGCUGUUGGAGACAUUGUAAACUACUGCUGUAAGCUCUUCUUUUUACAGCAAUUCAGUUCUUUUCUCUCUUUUUUCUUCCAAAUUUGUGGAAUUGUGGUUCAUUUGAGUGUGAGAAAACCCCCCGUGUCUUCUUA
This is a messenger RNA of Panicum virgatum (switchgrass), 1077 nucleotides long. RefSeq names its product zinc finger BED domain-containing protein RICESLEEPER 2-like. Bases 281 to 844 code for a protein of 187 amino acids. The record is from RefSeq and is a predicted model, not a curated record. The transcript has 3 exons. NCBI's taxonomy places the organism in Eukaryota, Viridiplantae, Streptophyta, Magnoliopsida, Poales, Poaceae. Gene Ontology annotation, molecular function: DNA binding.